Molecule: messenger RNA, 369 nt
Organism: Rhizophagus irregularis DAOM 181602=DAOM 197198
Lineage: Eukaryota; Fungi; Glomeromycota; Glomeromycetes; Glomerales; Glomeraceae
Source: RefSeq, a predicted model, not a curated record
AUGGUAGAUAAAGUAUUACUGGGAAUGGAAUUAAUUUUGGGAGUGGAAUUACUCGAAUUUGAACAGCAACAGUUCUUUUGUCACUCUACAUCUUCACUCACCACACCUUCUAUUAAUACUAAAUAUGAGGAGACCCGUCUGAGACUUCAAUUGAAAGUCAUAGAGAAUUAUAAUACUAAAUAUGAGGAGACCCGUCUGAGACUUCAUUCAAAAGUCAUAGAGAAUUAUAAUACUAAAUAUGAGGAGACCCGUCUGAGACUUCAAUUGAAAGUCAUAGAGAAUUAUGAUAUUAAAUAUGAGGAGACCCGUCUGAGACUUCAGUCGAAAGUCAUAGAGAAUUAUAAUCCUAAAUAUGAGGACUUCAUCUGA